Messenger RNA from Aplosporella prunicola CBS 121167, 1314 nucleotides. RefSeq lists its product as uncharacterized. Bases 443 to 1153 code for a protein of 236 amino acids. The record is from RefSeq and is a predicted model, not a curated record. The transcript is spliced from 2 exons. Lineage: Eukaryota; Fungi; Ascomycota; Dothideomycetes; Botryosphaeriales; Aplosporellaceae.
GACAAGCUACGAUAAGAACGAACAUACCUGAUGGACGGAGGUGACCCCGCGGGAACCAGUAUCCUCCCCGGUGACGACGGAUGCCGCACGAACAGAACCAGAAUUAAUAUUAUGACAAUGCAUGGGAAGAGAAGAACCAGCCCCAAGGGUAUCGAGAUGGAAGAGUUGCCUUUGAUGCGUAUGCGGCGACGGAAGAAAGCAAGGCGCGGCGAUAUCCGGUCGGCCUUCUUGGAAAUGUCAUCCAUGGACGGCAGGCUCUCGCGCGAGGAGGGUAUGCGCUUGACCAGCCUCUGAAGGAACGUCAUGGGUGCGAAAGGGAGCGUGGCGGACUACGGUGAGGGUCGGAGAAGUAUGUACUGCGGGCAGUGCCGCUCGAGAUGGAGCCCGUGUGCGACAGCUGGCAAGUUUGCGAAGGCGUCCUUGCGGUUCCGGCGAGGUCUGGAUGGAUCAAGCGGGAAGAUCAAAGGAGGCAGGGCGCCGAGACCUGGAGAAGGGACGUCGGUACGCCUUGGCGCCGCGUCUAAAAGAAGUAGGAAACGAACGGCUGGAGAGAAGGGAGCGUCUCCCGCAAGUGAAGCCCCCUCAAGACGGCCAGACGGGGUCGUCGCGCAGCAAGAGAUGGUGCGCGCCGACGGGGAUAGCGUGGUUUCUGCGGUGGAGGGACAAUUGGCGGAGGAAUGGGGUGAAGUCGGGCGCAGGAGGCCAAGACAACGAGCCAGAACGCUCCUGCUCUGCGCUGCGACAAGGAUGGCUGCAACACCAAGGCUGCCUGGUUCGUCACGCUCACCUCGCGUGUGCGAUGUGUAUGCCGGCGAUGAGAAGCGGCUGCAGGUCGGAGGGGAGCUGGCGCAUGAAUCCGCGCGCCGGCUGCUUACUUUUGGAGGCUGCGGCUAAAAGCCCCUUGACAGCCUUGGAUCAUCGCUGUUGUCACUGUUUGAUUUCAACGACCCCCCCACGGUACGCGUACCCUCGCCACCUUCCCUCCCGGCGCGCUGCCUCGACGCUGCCUCUCACCACCACCACCGGCUGUCACUAUUUACCCCUCGCCAAACGUCGUCUGUCGUCCUGCCGUCAGCUUCGUGUUUGUCAGCCUCUAUCUCGGGAUUUUUGCCAUCACAAGCUUCUGCCCGUCGAAUCCUACCCGCCCACGUGACCCCGCCGCAUCCCAGUCUCAAGCCCUUGUCUUGUGGCCCCCGGUGCCCCCUAAUUAUCCCAUCCGGGGGGCCUCGCCGUCAACAUGGCCUUCAAUGCCAAAAACCUGAAUUACGAAAAGAAAGAACCCGCCUUCCUGCGUCGCAUCAAAGGCAAUCUCAG